CAAAGCAUGUAGUUCUUUCAAACAAGAAAAGAAAAAAAGAUACAUUGUUUUAAACGACGAGUCGGAACUCUUGUGGAGCUUGUGUGGUUCGUUCUUGAAGAAACCGGCGAGAGGCCAAAAUGUUGAGAACUCGAUUGUUUUGGUUCAGUAUUGGAUUCGCGACUACAGCUGCUUCCAUUUCGCAAUUCGUCUGGAGAGACCUAUUGGCUCAUCGAUCUGCUCUUUUAUCUGAUAUGGAGCGGAAUUUUGAUGCCCUGGAAGCUAGAAUCUCAAAUCUCGAAUCCGUUCGAAACCGGAAUUCGAUUUCAUCUGCUGAGGAAAUCCCAUUUGGGGGGGAUAAAAGCAACCAGUUUCAUUGAGAAAAUAGCAGGCCAAUGACUGAUUGUUGGUGGAGCUCGUUAUUUAGUUUAGCACACAGAGGGGAAGCAAUCUCAUGAGGUGUUAUUGUUGGUGGGAUUUUGUACCAAUAUUUAUGCAGGAUGAAACCCCAUGCAAAAGUUGUAACUCUUUUCUUUUCUUCCCUUUUCUUUUCUUCCCUCAAUAAAAAUGGAGAAUUUUGUAUAAAAAAAGUGAACUGAACACAAUUAUCCUAUUUGAAUCCUUUGAAACAAUCCUUUGUUUCUCAGUAAGACAAGGGAGGCUUAGCAAGUUUCUCACUGUUGAGUUGAAUUUAA
Messenger RNA from Cucumis melo (muskmelon), 674 nucleotides. RefSeq lists its product as uncharacterized. The coding region runs from base 120 to 359 and encodes 79 amino acids. Lineage: Eukaryota; Viridiplantae; Streptophyta; Magnoliopsida; Cucurbitales; Cucurbitaceae. The record is from RefSeq and is a predicted model, not a curated record. The transcript is spliced from 5 exons.